Messenger RNA from Anisakis simplex (herring worm), 930 nucleotides. The record is from the annotation of a GenBank genome assembly. Lineage: Eukaryota; Metazoa; Nematoda; Chromadorea; Rhabditida; Anisakidae.
AAACCAUGUAAAAGUAACUCUGAAUGUAUCGUGAACACGGCUAGUGGUGAGUUUGAAUGCCGUUGCCGAAAGGGUUUCACUGGACCAGAUUGCUCUGAAGAUAUAAACGAGUGUGCACUGGAUGAAAGCAUAUGUUUUAAUGGUGGCACGUGUGUGAAUACGAACGGGUCAUGGUACUGCAGAUGCCCGUCUGAGUACAGAGGGCGUAAUUGUAUGGAGCAUAUCGACCUGUGCGAGGUCAGUCCGUGCUGGAACGGUGGGACGUGCUUGGACUAUGGACGUCGUAUUGCGUGCUUGUGUGAGCCGGGUAAGUAUCCAGAGGGAUGGGUGGCGUCCAAUCCGGUUACAGGCUUCUACGGUGACCUUUGUGAGAAGGGUUGCGUGGGCGGCCCUCCGGAAAGCGCCUGUCUUGAUCAGGAACGGAUUGCUGCGGAACAAGACUACGGACCAAAUGACAACGAAUCGGGAACCGAGGCCGAGAUUGGCAGAAGACUGCCGGCAGAAACAGCAGCAGAACGGCCUUGCCCGCUGCCAAAUUGUGUGCGGAAAGCCGGCGAUGGAGUCUGCGAUCCGGAAUGCGACCGUGCCUUGCCCGCUGCCAAAUUGUGUGCGGAAAGCCGGCGAUGGAGUCUGCGAUCCGGAAUGCGACCCCGCUGUCCGGCGGAGGCGUUUUGUGCAAACGCGUUCCGGAACUUAAAAUGUGAUCCGGCUUGUGCCACGGAAGAGUGCUUAUUUGAUGGUUUCGAUUGUUUACCCGAUGGCGAACGAUGUGAACUGGAGGCAUUCUGCAGGGAGCGCCAUGCGAACGGGCAAUGCGAUCCCACCUGUAAUACGGCUGCAUGUCUAUACGACGGCGGAGACUGUAUUAAUCAGAGCGAUCCCAAACCUGCAACGGUACGUGAAAUUUCCAUUUUCCCAAAAUUUUUUUAA